AGGAUUCGUUUGUGUCGUCUGCUCAUGCACCAUAGAUACAGUUUGUUAUGUUAUCUUCUGUUAUUAUAUGUAUGUAUUUUGAGGAUUAUUGUAUUGUGUGCAAUAAAUCAGCAAUGUCUUUUAUCUGUGAAAAGAAUAUUUUAAAUUUGUAUUGUACAGCAGUUCUCAUAAAAGAAUCUGCAUUUUUUUGUUUGAGUUAACCUAUCAAAUCAAGCAAGAGUGGUACAAGACUAUUUUACCCAUGACUGAUAGCAAUGUUUGUAAAUAAUGAAAGUAUUUUUCAAAUACAUUACAAAUUGAAAAAGGUUAUUCAAUUCAAGUGUUUAGCAGAGUAACAAGCUCUUUGUUAUUUGUGAUUUUGAUAAUCAAGUUUUUAAAUCUCAAUAAAUUGAAUAAUGACUGCGGUUAACGUCUAAAAUUUGCAUUAGAAGAUGAUGGAAAGCAUUGAAACCCAAAUAGAACGAUCUUCACCGGCACUUAUCUAUUCUGAAUCUGGAGAAACCAAGAAAGAAAAAUAUGUAAAAGAAGACAGGGCCAACUUAACUACUUCGGAGAAUCGACUAUUUCCUGGUAAAAAGGACACGAACCUUCGACGUUCACCCAGUCUACUGCGGAAGCGAACUCAACUCAACCCAAUUGUUAAACUAACAGAUCCCAAUCAUCCUUAUCGAAUAGGCAGCUUCCAGACAGUGCAAGACAAAGACAAAGACCGAGUCAGUUCGUUCACCAAACGAGUCAUGUCAGCCAAACUAUUGAGGGUCAAACAGCUGCAAAAUCAAUUGAAAGAAGCUGAGAACACCAUCAAUGAGCUAAUCGAUGAGAACCGAGUUCUCCGGACACUAAAGAAACGUCAGGAUAAUGCACUGAAAAAGUAUGAAGGUGAUCAAGCCCAACUACCGCAGCUAAUACGGUCGCAUGGAGAGGAAACUAGGGUACUUUCUGUCAAACUAAAACAGGCUAAACAACAGCAAAAAGAGCUGGAAGUGAAGUUGAGGCGACGAGAUGAAGACAUGGCCACAUUGAGAGAGCAGCACAACCAACUGGUCAGACUCUCGCAGGACAAGCACCUGCUCUCAAGGGACAAACUCACAAAACAGCUGGAAAAACUGCAGCAGACCGUCGAUGAACAGAAUGAGAGGAUACAGUUGCUGACCAGACGAGUGGAGCUAGAAGGCAAGAAUCACAAACAUCGAUUUGCAGCAGAAGUGUCCAAGCACAAACGAACCCAAGCUGAAUUGACGAUGGCGCUUGAAACAAUCGAAAACCUCAAGAGCUUAGUCGAGGCGAAAGAGAGAUACAUCAAUUCAUGUGCGCCCAAACUAAGCCGGAUUCAGACUUCAACUACAGACAAUGGAGAGAUAAGAUUCAGAAACGUUUUGAAGCCAACGCAAUUCCUGAACAAAGUCUCAGCCACACGACUUGAACUGAAUACGGCCCGCCUGGAAAACCGUGUCGUAGACUCGGACGACGCAUCGCAAGCGUCCACGAACAGCGCCUACGACCGUUCCUCGCGGCAGAUCGUCGAGUCGGGCGCCGAAUUCCGUAAGAAAAUCGCAUCCUGGAAACUGCGCAACCGACGACUGCCGGCUGUCUCAAUGCGGGACGAGACGCAGCCGCAGCCGGCCAACGACAACACUUCCGACGACAACUCGAGUCGUCCAAAGUUGGCGUCGUCCGACUCUGGCUCAGCCACCACCAAGCGCGGACCCUCCCGAAGAACGUCCGUCGACUCCGGCGCUACAACCAUUAGGAACAGCGAGAAUGGUUCCAUUGAAAAAAGUGUGGACGAUGCAACCUACGCCAUCAAUACUCCCGUACAGACAAACGAGAAAUCACUUGAUGUUCCCGAUUUUCCUAAUGAAGAUUCUGGGGGAGAAGAAUCUCCAGAUAUUAAUGAUGGUUCAAAAUCGUUCGAUUCAAAAGCGGAUCAAGAUGUAUUGAGGUUAAGUCGUUCACCAAAGAAACAACAGGAAUCAAAAGACGAAUCAGAUGUUUUGAGGUUGAAUGAUUUACCAGAGAAACUGCACGGAUCAAAAGAUAAACCCCGUUUGAACGAUAGUUCUCCAAAGAAAUCGUUUGUCCACAUCAGAAGUAAACCAGAUGAUGAUUUUGAUGAUGACGAUGACGACGACGACGAUGAUGAUGAUGAUGGUGGUGAUGAUUUCAACAAGACAACAUCCUCAAAGAAAACGUCCAUUCACAUUAGAAGUAAACCUGAAGAUGUUUCUAGCAAGAGUACAUCUUCGAUAUCAAAGAAAUCAUAUGUUCACGUAAGAAAUAAAUCUGUUGAUGAUGAUAAUGAUUUUGGUAAAACGACAUGUUCAGUUUCGAUUGGUAGAGAACUGAGAAGGUUGGAAGAGAAGCUGUUGACAAGUGAUGUAUACUCGAUGUCGGUUGGUAUGACGUUUGAAGACCAUGCUGAUCGGGUGGUGCAAAGGCUCACCAAAGAAUCAUCAGUCAGUGAUGAUUAUGAGGAUGAUUUCGAUUGUGUGCCCAACGGUGUGGAUGUGGCUGUAGGGGCCCAAGGUGAUAGUUUCGAGUUCCCGGAUUUGGAUUUGAAACGCUUGACGUGCAAAGAAAGAGAAGAAUCUGUAGUUCCUGUCAAAAACACAAAAUCAAACACGUCUCUAAACGAUCAAAACUGUGAUAAAAGCUCGGUAAGAGCGGAAGUUCUUGAUGAGAGUACAAAAUCACGUCUUCUGCAAGCGUUGAAAGACAUCGAUGCUGAAGAUAAGCAUAGUGGUUUGACUGAGUGGAGGAACGGUGACAUUCUUCCCAGUGUAGCUCCCGUUCAAGCACUUUUCAAACCCAGUGAUGAUAGCUUGCUGCAUGGUAUCACUAAAACCAACAGUAAUACAUGAAUAUAAAUAUUGGUAUUGCAAAAUUAUCUAUGUUUGAAUGUUCCAGGGAGUGAUCUAUAUUUAGGAUCGCUCAUAAAUCUUCUUGGGAAUAAUCCCGUCCAGCAUGUUUUUAGAUAAUGUUAAUUUUAAUAAUUCUCACAUGAUGUAUCAUCAUGAUAUAUUUUUACAUCAUUUCAUCUUGUAAGUAGAUUAAAUUCUCAACUAUAAUGGAGAUUGUAGAUUGCUCUAAUUUUGUGAAGAGUGUUCAAUUCAAUUUGUUGAGAAUUUUAUUAAUCAAUCUACUCUAAAAUGAUACAGUUUCAUACGGCAUGUAUGUAAGUAUUGUAAAUUGGAAUUAUUAUGAUGAUGAUUGUUAUAUUGAGAAUGAAGAAAGCAACAGUAAGAACAUAGUAAGUAUGAACAUAGAUAAGAACUGAAAAUGAUAAUUAAAAAUGAUGAGGUCGAAUGAUCAUUUUUGAUCACUCAUGAAUCUUCUUGAGAGGAAUAUUGUGUCCAUCACAUUAUAUAAUAUUAUGUAAAUAUUGUAAAUUAUAAUAAUAUAUUAUCUUGAUUGUUCUGUUGAAAACCAAUCAAUCAAACAACAUACUCCAUGAGUAUAAAAAUGAGAAUUGAAGAUAAUAUGGGUGAAUGAUCGACAACUUAUCAAUCCUCUUGAAAAUAAUAAUUCCGUCCAUUACAUGUAAAAUUACAUAAUGUGAAUAUUGUAUAUUUGUCUCAGAUUGUUAUCACGAUCAUUCUGUUGAGAAUAUAUAAUGUGUUUCAAGACUACAACAUCGUUAA
Molecule: messenger RNA, 3641 nt
Organism: Nilaparvata lugens (brown planthopper)
Lineage: Eukaryota; Metazoa; Arthropoda; Insecta; Hemiptera; Delphacidae
Product: cingulin-like protein 1
Exons: 10
Coding region: 432-2861 (809 amino acids)
Biological process (GO): intraciliary transport
Cellular component (GO): axoneme
Source: RefSeq, a predicted model, not a curated record